CAAUACAUGUCACACUGUGUUGUCAUAUUGUUAAAUUUUGUAGCUAAAUAAAUAUUGUUUAUAAAUUAUAAACAAUGGUUGUUAAGUGUUCAUCAGAAUGUGGUAAAAAUGCUGUACUAAAAAGACCAAAAACAGGUGAUGCAUUAUGCAAAGAAUGUUUUUUUUAUGCAUUUGAAACUGAAAUACAUCAUACAAUAAUAAAUGGUAAAUUAUUUAAGCCAGGUAAUAAAGUUGCAAUUGGUGCAUCAGGUGGUAAAGAUUCAACAGUAUUAGCAUAUGUUUUAAAAACUCUAAAUGAAAGAUAUAAUUAUGGUUUAGAAUUAUUUUUACUGUCAAUUGAUGAAGGAAUAACAGGAUAUCGUGAUGAUAGUUUAAAAACUGUUGAACAAAAUAGAGAUGAUUAUAAAAUGCCACUUAAAAUAUUGUCAUAUCAAGAUCUUUAUGGAUGGACAAUGGAUAAAAUUGUUGCAGAGAUUGGAAGAAAAAAUAAUUGUACAUUUUGUGGUGUAUUUCGUCGUCAAGCACUUGACAGAGGUGCACAAUUAUUAAAUGUUGAUUGUAUUGCAACUGGUCAUAAUGCUGAUGAUAUUGCUGAAACAAUUUUAAUGAAUAUUUUACGUGGUGAUAUUGCAAGAUUACAAAGAUGUACAUCAAUAAUAACAUCUGGACAAGAUACAAUAAUGCGUUGUAAACCUCUUAAAUAUUCAUAUGAAAAAGAAAUAGUUAUGUAUGCAUAUUUAAAAAAACUUGUUUAUUUUUCAACUGAAUGUAUAUUUGCACCAAAUGCAUAUCGUGGUUAUGCUAGAACAUUUUUAAAAGAUCUUGAAAAAGUACGUCCAUCAUCAAUUAUUGAUAUAAUACAUUCUGGUGAAAGAUUACAAAUUAAAGAUAAUGUUAAAAUGCCAGAAAAACGUUUUUGUAAUCGUUGUAAUUUUAUAUCAAGUCAAGAAAUUUGUAAAGCAUGUAUGUUACUUGAAGGUCUUAAUCGUGGUUUACCAAAACUUGGUAUUGGUAAAACUCAAAAAGUCAUGAGACUUGUUAAUACAGAAAAAUUAAAAAAUAUUAAUUUAGAUAUUUAAUAGAAAAAAACAAAUAAAUAAAUAGAAAAAUUUUCU
Messenger RNA from Aphidius gifuensis, 1115 nucleotides. RefSeq names its product cytoplasmic tRNA 2-thiolation protein 1 (gene Ctu1). The transcript has 5 exons. Lineage: Eukaryota; Metazoa; Arthropoda; Insecta; Hymenoptera; Braconidae. Gene Ontology annotation, molecular function: tRNA binding. Gene Ontology annotation, biological process: tRNA wobble position uridine thiolation. The record is from RefSeq and is a predicted model, not a curated record. Gene Ontology annotation, cellular component: cytosolic tRNA wobble base thiouridylase complex; mitochondrion. The coding region runs from base 75 to 1079 and encodes 334 amino acids.